AUGACCUCGAUUCAGUUCCGUCCGCCCUACACCCAGGACGAGCUCGACCAGCUCUACCCCCAAGACCUCGAACUGCGACUUGUCCAGGUCCUUCUCCGUCAUGGCGAACGUGCUCCCGUGUCAGCCAGAUUUGGAAACGCAGGCUUGCCAGCAUACUGGCCCUACUGUAAUGCGGCGCAGCGGCUGCGCUCCGUCGCCAUGACCCCGCAAGACGUGUCACACUGGAACUCCCUGCAGUGGCGCAGACGACUCGAGCGCUUUGGCGAGGACGACGGGCCGGUCAUUGCGGCCGGGCCCAAGGGACAGGUCGAUGGUGUCUGUCAACUGGGCGAACUCACCGACGAAGGCCGCCAGACCACCUACACCCUCGGGACACGCCUGCGCACCCUAUACGUCGACCAGCUGCGCUUCAUGCCCUCCCUCAUCGCCAACGCCGACCUGAUCUACCUGCGCGCCACCCCGCUGCCCCGCGCCUUGGAGUCGGUGCAGCAGACCUUCUGGGGCAUGUACCCCCUAACGGCGCGCACGGCCGCCUUUCCCGCGCCGACCAUCGUGACGCGCACGCCGGCUGACGAGACCCUCUUCCCCAACGACGGCAACUGUCGCCGGUUCGCCCAGCUGAGCCGCGCCUUCGCCCAGCGCACGGCCGACCGGUGGAACGACUCGGACGACAUGAAGUACCUGACCAAGCUGAUCGGGAAGUGGAUGCCCGAGAGCAGCGACAAGAAGAUCGCGGUCGACUCGCAUCCCCGGCUCUCGGGCAUCAUGGACACCAUCAACUCGACCCUCGCGCACGGACCCGAGACCCGGCUGCCCAAGGAGUUCUACGACCCCCGCGCCCGCGAGAUCAUCGACCGCAUCGGCGUCGAGGAGUGGUUCUCGGGCUACAACGAGAACCGCGAGUAUCGCAUGUUGGGCAUAGGGAGCCUGAUCGGCGACGUCGUCGAGCGGAUGACCUCCAAGAUCGAGGGCGCCGGGCUCUCCAUCAACGAGAUCGGCGGGGAGAACGGACAGUUGGGCAUGGGUCGCGGCGGCGAGACGGGCAUCCGGUUCGCACUGAGUGGCUGCCACGACACGACGCUGGCGGGCGUCCUGACGAGCUUGGGCGCGUUUGGGGGAGAGAAGUGGCCGCCUUACACGAGUCACAUCGCGUUCGAGCUGUUCCGGGAGAAAGACCACGGAGAUGCAGCCAAGAAUCACGCGCCUGAUGCAGACUUCCUGACGCCCACGACGCCGGCAAGUACAGAGCCUAAGAACCAGACCCCGCGAGGCGGCGAGCAGCAGGCCGUGAAACCGGGCUUCUUCGCCUCUUUCCUGGGCCUGCGAUCCCCGACUUCAUCCCCAUCAUCGACCUCGUUAGCCAGUUCGUCGUCGAGCCCGCUCUCCACCCCGUCCGCGUCGCGCUCCUCGACCAUCUCCCCAUCCGUGCCGCCCAAGGACCUGAUCGCGCGGAAACCCCACGCGGAACUCUCCGAGCCCCAGCGCCGCCGCCUGGACGGCUACUACGUGCGGAUCCGCUACAACGACCGCGUGAUGACGGUCCCGGCCUGCGCCCAGCCCGGGAACAACUACCGCGGCGACGCGUCGCUGUGCACCUUCGAGGCCUUCAAGCGCGUCGCCGACGGCUACGUGCCCAAGAACUGGAAGGUCCAGUGUGGUCAGAACAUCGAGCCCGGCGGUAGCGGGAAGGGCAGUCUGGUCAGUGGACCGGGGCUGGAUCAGCCGGCCGAGUGGGCGGGCCGCAUUGAGGAAGGCUCCUGA
Fonsecaea erecta is the source of this 1761-nucleotide messenger RNA. RefSeq lists its product as hypothetical. Lineage: Eukaryota; Fungi; Ascomycota; Eurotiomycetes; Chaetothyriales; Herpotrichiellaceae. Gene Ontology annotation, biological process: dephosphorylation. The record is from RefSeq and is a predicted model, not a curated record. Bases 1 to 1761 code for a protein of 586 amino acids. Gene Ontology annotation, molecular function: phosphatase activity. The transcript is spliced from 3 exons.